Galdieria sulphuraria is the source of this 665-nucleotide messenger RNA. Its product is annotated as histone H2A. NCBI's taxonomy places the organism in Eukaryota, Rhodophyta, Bangiophyceae, Galdieriales, Galdieriaceae. The record is from RefSeq and is a predicted model, not a curated record. Gene Ontology annotation, molecular function: DNA binding; structural constituent of chromatin; protein heterodimerization activity. Bases 152 to 517 code for a protein of 121 amino acids. Gene Ontology annotation, cellular component: nucleosome. The transcript has a single exon.
CGAUAGGGAGUUAACCGCAAAUGAAUGAUCUUCAUCACUUAAGGCCCGCCAUAACUAUACCAUUCCCUUUCUCUAAAAGGACAGGGCACUUUUAGAGGGAAGGUCAUUACUUCAUUUUUAGUUUUUGUGAUUGUCGUUGUUUCUAAUCGUUAUGGCACCCAAGGAACGUAGUAAACCCAAAAGCCGUUCGUCUAAAGCUGGUCUUCAGUUUCCCGUUGGACGUGUGAGUAGGUUUUUAAAGAAUGGCAACUAUGCAGAAAGAGUGGGAGCUGGAGCUCCCGUAUAUCUAGCGGCUGUUUUGGAAUAUUUGACUGCAGAAGUAUUGGAACUUGCAGGAAAUGCAGCCCGAGAUAACAAGAAAACUCGUAUAGUACCACGUCAUAUUCAGUUAGCUGUUCGUAACGACGAAGAACUGAAUAAACUACUGGGCGGUGUUACCAUAGCAUCGGGUGGAGUUCUUCCUAACGUUCACCCCAACUUGCUUCCUAAGAAGAAAGCAAAGGAAGAUAUGCAGUAGAAGCUGACUUCAGUCGGUGUUUUUCAACACCGCUUUUCAUAAGAAACUUGUCAAUUCUCAGCUUUGGCCGUUGUGAGUUUUGGUGGACAGUUUAUGCAAAUAAAGCAAUUUUAUUCCUUUUUACAUCUGAAGAUAGUUACAUUUACGU